UCGUUGUCAAUCCCCUGGUUCCUGGACUGUUGGAGCUUGGAACUAAUAAGUUGGGACAAAUUGGGACCAUCCCCCGGUUCCAGGACUGUUGGAGCUUGGAACUAAGUUGGGACAACUUGGGACCAUGACUUGCGCAGUGCUGCCUCGGUUCCUGCACUCCUACUUCUAUGGUCUGUUAUGGGAAAGUGCUCAGGUCUGGAAAAUGAAGCAUUUGCCGCUGUGGGACCGGUUUUGCUUCGUGUUCUUGAAGAUCGUAGCGGUCACGGGCUUCUUCGUCGGCCGAGCCGUCCCGCGGAUGCCCCGCCGUCGAUCUCACGUCAGUUCUGAUGUGGCACUCUCUGGUUCCGACAGAUCGGGCAGUCGUUGCAACUGGGAGUCUUCUGCCGUUGAUGUGUUGAUCGAGUGCCCGCCUCAAGAAUGCAGCACUCACUGCCGGUCAGUGCACGCCGGCCAUGAAGAAUACGGUCACCGUGAUGCUGCCUCAACCCUGGCGCUGCCGGUCAGCAAGGCGAACCACCAGUCUGCGAUCGGGAACCCGUUUCCGCCAGCGGUUUUAGCAACUGCAGCAAGCGCGGCAGGAGCAGUGGCUCGCACACGCCCAGCAGCGGCAGCGGAACAGGUUUCAAGUGCCAAGGCCCACCUGUGCCAGGCUCAGGCCAUGGACCGGAAUGUGGACCUGGUCCAGAAGGGACUCUCACUGGCCAGGUUCGAUGAAGAUGUGGACCGGAAUGUGGCCAGGUUCGAUGAAGACGUGCAUGCAGCCCAUCAUCCCCGUGACACUAAGGACUUCAGCGGAGAUGUUCUGGGAGACGACCCUAUCGCAGUGGUGGUUUGCCCGGUGUACGCGUCGAAGCCGUCGGAUUCCUCCAUGAUCUGGCGGCUGAUUGCCAGCGUGCUGAAGCAGGACCACUCACCGCAGCACGUCGUGCUUGUGGACGACCGGUCGCCAUAUCCCUGGUACGAGGACCAACUGCCAACCCACGCGAGAUCGUGGCGUUGGAUGGGCCGUCUUCCCUAUCAGCAGCAGCAGCAGAGGCUCGGACGAAGUGCCGGCGGGAGAACGGACCUGCUGACCACCCACGCGCCGAGCCGUAUGCCUCCAUCGCAGCUGCACAAUGGUGAGUCACGGCCAAGGCUGCCUGCCGCGGGAGGGCUUUGUGUGAACGCCGGUGUGCAGGUUAAGGGAGAGGGAGGCGUGGUAGGGCACGCCGCGGGGAAGGGGGGGGAAGCUGGCGGUGUCUCUUACUCUUGGUGCGGAGAACUGCUGCCGGGCGUCAGUUUGGUUAAGCUGGCGCGGAACUGCGGGCCGGCGACUGCCCGCAACUGCGGUCUGAACCUGGCCACGACUCACCUGGCCGCUCAGAUCGUUUGCUUCAUCGACUCCGACUGUGUAGCACACGAGAGUUGGGUCAGCGCCAUGGUUAAAGGACAUAGAAUGGAGGAGGAACGGCGGGCCUUCAGCAAAACGAGCUACCAUUACGGCAUUCUGUCCGGCAACACGAAGGCUCUGGGGUCGGGAAAGAUCGACCACUGGCAUAACCAGUUCGGCACGCUCAACGGUCGCAUACGGCUAGACGGGCGAGGCUUGCUCUACGCUCCCACCUGCAACUUCUCCCUGCGCGUCUCUCGUCAGUUGCUUUGCGAGGUCAAAGGCUUUGACGAGCGCUUCCCUGAUGCCGCCUUCGAAGACGUCGAUUACUGCCUUCGAGCAGAGCAACAUGGAAUCCGGACCGUCUAUGUACCGGAUGCCAUCGUCUUCCACGAUUUCCACCAAACUCCUCUUGGUUUGUACAGGAUGUUCCGCAGUUACGCCCAAGAGAAGUGGAUGAGGAUGGUGGAAGCGACGGAGCCGAGCGAUCAGGGUUUAGUUAGACCGAUCUCCUUCAGUAGCCUCCUGGACGGCUUCCUUGUGUUGGACGCGGAGAAAGGAACGCUGUCUAGGCCAGAGGAUGCCGGUAUAUUCCAAGGAUGGAAUCCUUCGGACGUUAGAAGGAGGAAGGCGUUGAUGGGAUGGGUAGGUAGAACCAGGCGCGAUGCGUUACUUGCGAAUUAUUUAGGAACUCGAAGCUUCUGCUACUUGGAAGAGGAGAAACCUAUCUGGAUAGUGGGGAAGAGUCACUGGCGGAGGGCGAGGGAUAAUUGGUUAUUAGGCCACAUCCUUUGCUUCUCUACCCGCUCGAAACUAAAUGGGAAAAUGAUAGGAAAUCUCGAUUCGACGGAGUUGCAGGAACUUCUGGAGAAGGAUAGGGAGACGAGGAGGAAGAGCCUUGGCGAAAGACGCCGAGGCUUCAUGGCUUUGGGAAUACUGCUAAUCAUCUCUCCGUCGGAAGAGGCGGAGGGAUCGAUUAGGCACCUUCGGGAGGUGGGGAUGGGUGGCGAGGGUGCGGAGAGCCUCAAAGAGACGGUAAUCAAAGGAGCACUUCAUGAGCAGGGGAGGAGCGCUGRUCUGGUAACCUGUUAUUGUUGCGGACCGGAGGUGUGGAUUUCGGCUAUGGCGGCAAGGAGGGCGGGAAAGGGGGAGGAAUUCGACAAGGAAGGAAAUGGACGAUGGUUCCUCAGAUUAGGAGUAGGAGACGAUUCGAAGCGGGGAACUCUCAAGCCUGGGCCGGUGGAUAUCGACGAGAUGGACUUCUCUGCAGGAGAAGAAGAACCUGAAGGAAGCGAGGGAGAAAAUGAAGAGGAAGUGGGGCGCUACUUAGAAGUGUAACUGACUAGUUCGGGAACCAAGGCCGGGGUCAGUUCAAGAAGGGAGUGGGGACGUUUCAUAAUCUUAGUCGAAUUUAAGUAAAUUCGGGUAGUUGAUCACUUCGUUGUUUCGGCUGACGGAUCGUAUUUGAAUCUGAAACACGGCCCUAAAUGGUUUUUCUUCCCGACCUUAGUCUGGAACCAUGAAUUGCCUUGAACAUCUAGGAGUCAAAACCUGGGAAGAACGAUGGACUCGAUCUAAUUAGUCAUUCGGAAGGCGUGUUGGGGCAAAUGAGUUGAAAUUCAGUGCUUUGAUAAAUUCCGGGCUUGGUC
Messenger RNA from Chara braunii, 3018 nucleotides. NCBI's taxonomy places the organism in Eukaryota, Viridiplantae, Streptophyta, Charophyceae, Charales, Characeae. The record is from the annotation of a GenBank genome assembly.